AUGGAGGCCAUCAAGAAGAAGAUGCAGAUGCUGAAGCUGGACAAGGAGAACGCCCUGGACCGGGCCGAGCAGGCGGAGGCCGAGCAGAAGCAGGCGGAGGAGAGGAGCAAGCAGCUGGAGGACGAGCUGGCCGCCAUGCAGAAGAAGCUGAAGGGGACGGAGGACGAGCUGGACAAAUACUCGGAGGCGCUGAAGGACGCCCAGGAGAAGCUGGAGCUGGCGGAGAAGAAGGCGGCCGACGCUGAGGCAGAAGUGGCAUCUUUGAAUCGCCGUAUCCAGCUGGUAGAGGAGGAGUUGGAUCGAGCCCAGGAGCGUCUUGCCACAGCUCUGCAAAAGCUGGAAGAGGCAGAGAAGGCUGCAGAUGAAAGUGAAAGAGGCAUGAAAGUCAUUGAAAACAGAGCUCUGAAGGAUGAGGAGAAGAUGGAACUGCAGGAGAUCCAGCUCAAGGAAGCCAAGCACAUUGCUGAGGAGGCAGACAGGAAGUAUGAGGAGGUUGCUCGGAAACUGGUGAUCAUAGAAGGAGAUUUGGAGCGUACUGAAGAGAGAGCCGAGCUUGCGGAGUCUAAAUGUUCCGAGCUGGAGGAGGAGCUGAAGAAUGUCACCAACAAUCUCAAGUCUCUUGAGGCUCAGGCUGAGAAGUACUCCCAAAAAGAGGAUAAAUAUGAAGAAGAGAUCAAGAUCCUGACUGAUAAACUCAAAGAGGCGGAGACUCGUGCUGAAUUUGCUGAACGAUCUGUAGCCAAGCUGGAGAAGACCAUUGAUGAUUUGGAAGAUGAGCUCUAUGCCCAGAAACUGAAGUACAAAGCAAUUAGUGAGGAACUGGACCACGCCCUGAAUGACAUGACUUCCAUGGCCCGAAGAGCCCUUCAUGAGCCAAGUUUUGGUGAAAUGGGACAGCCCCUGUGGUUUCCUGAACCUCAGAUAAACUGAAAUCCACCAAAGAGGAGCAUCUCUGCACGCAAAGAAUGCUGGACCAGACCCUGCUAGACCUGAAUGAAAUGUAAUGGAUCCCUGCCACUGCCUCUGCCACAUGAUGCUAGUGGGGGCCAGCCCAGCCACUGCUGACUUCUAACCCUUGGGGACCACAGUUUACCUUCUGUUGCCAACUUGACCAAACAUUAAUCUUCCACUUCACCUCAGGGUUAAAGGUCAUCAGGUUGGGCAGAGCUUGAAACAGCAUUUUUAAGGGAAAUAAACAAUGCAAUAAUGUUUGGGGAGCAUGUUUGAGAUGUAUACAUUUUGUAACUACCUUUUUUUGUAGCAACCAUUGUAAACAUUCCAAAUAACUGAGGCUCAUGAGCUACACUUCAAAGCUCUCUGCUUUAAAAUUUGGUAUUAACUUUUUGUUAAUCAGCGUAGGGCUGCCCUGCUUUAGCAGGGGAAUGAGGAGGGUGUGAUGGUUCCUAGCUGUGGGCUGCUGAGUUGAAGUAGCCUGGCUAGGAAGGGAAACCUUCCUGCCUCAUCCCCUGUGGCCUGUUAGAGCUGGAACUCCUCUCCAGGAGCUGUUUGCCAAAAGCACAGUUCAGUUUCUCAGCUUUAAAGGUAACACUGUUGUGGAAAAGCAAUUUGAGCAGGAGGAGACUUUUUUUUUUUUUUUAAGCCAAGUGUGUUAUCUGAAUAUUUGAAUCUUCACAGGGGUGUUUCCCUUCCCCUCCCUGCGGCAUCGGCCACUUCCUUUCCCCGCAGGCUUAGAGAAGCCGCGGCCCCUCUAACCUGUUGCUACACAGGGGUUAAAUUUGCCUUCACUAAGUGCUGAUGUACCAAGCUUUAUCACUCAUCACUGGGUUCAAUUUAACAGCUUAAGUACAAAAGUCUUGUUUUCUCUGAGCAGUUUUGCCUGCCCUGGGGGGAGGCCAGGCCUUCCCUCCCAGCCAGGAGUGCUCCUAAUGUCUUAAUGAGGUACAAGCCAUCCUGCAGUGCGUUCGUGCGUAGUUGUCGUGAGGUGUGAGUGUGGAGAUGUGCCAAGCUCGCUGUGUAGCUUGUGGUUCAAGCAUGCUGCUUGGUUGUAGCAGUGUCAGGGGCCAAUCUGGAGAAAAGAACCAUAUCAAGUGUUUUGAUACUGAAUUUGGGAAAAAAAAAAAACAAAAAAAAAACAAUUGUCUUACUGUCUUUUGAAAUAAAACCGAGCCCUCCA
This is a messenger RNA of Rhea pennata, 2134 nucleotides long. RefSeq names its product tropomyosin 3 (gene TPM3). The coding region runs from base 1 to 930 and encodes 309 amino acids. Gene Ontology annotation, molecular function: actin filament binding. Gene Ontology annotation, cellular component: actin filament. Gene Ontology annotation, biological process: actin filament organization; muscle contraction. The transcript is spliced from 11 exons. The record is from RefSeq and is a predicted model, not a curated record. NCBI's taxonomy places the organism in Eukaryota, Metazoa, Chordata, Aves, Rheiformes, Rheidae.